GCCGUCGACAUUAGCGGAAGAAGCAACAGCUCAAACGGCCUCAACGGAACAACCCCAAUAUUACUUAUCACAGCACGGCAGCCAUUACUGUAAACCGGUAGUAAUAGCAAUGGGCACUCCAAUGUCUUUAUCAGAAACAGCAGCUGAACUCCACUCCAUUAACAGGUCAACACGUUUUUAUAUCGAGGAUCAUAAGAGAUUCAGGGGUCUACGAGCACCGUGAAAAGUCAAUAGAGUAAAACAGCAGCUCGAACAGGACGGAGUGAUAGCUUCCGAAAGUUAUCGAUGGACAGACAUCCAGCGCAGCAACAAAUGAUAACAACUUUCGCUUAUUUUAUCUGUAUCCUUUGUUCGACGUUCUUCUCCACCAUUGUGAGUUGCAUAUAAACUAUUUGGGGGCUGCGUUUUGGUCGCCUACCCAACCAGCGACCCUACUAUAGCAUCCGCGUUAACCAAAUGGGAAAACUACUCGUUGGUGCCCAGCAGGCAACGACAUCAACAAGGCCAAACCAGCUCGACUCACAUAAACAACAGCAGCAGCAGCCCGUGAUGAUUAUGGUGAUCAACAAACGAGAUCAACACAAUAAUGUAUAAAAGGCCAAAGAUGAGUACGUAAAGCGAAAAGUAGCUCCAGACUCCCCGUUUAUCGGAGAUGUUCGCGGAUGCAGCACGAAAAGAUUCCUAUUUCUAUACUGGUUCGAUUGCUUUUUUGCUUAAUUCCACUCCCACCCUGUCCAACUUCUCCCCAAAUAACCGCUGUACCAUAUCAGCUCACGGAGUAGUUGUGGUUGUAGCCAGCUGCAGUUGCAGGCGCCAGCGAGUAGUCAGCCUUUAACUAAUGUUGUUAUUGUUGUAGAUACUGCAUCGACCGUCUUACGCUCUGCUCUAUCGUUUGAACUAUUGCUGGUGAUAUUCGUAGAGAAGGGUGACGGCAGAGAGGCUGCCGCGGCAACGGGAAAUUUGCAAGUUUACGAGAAGCAAGAAUUAGUGCAGAUAGAGGGACCAAAGUACAGACGUGCAAUCCGUGGUUAGAAAUACGCUUCCCUUGAUAGUUUACCUCGGUUUAAUGCGAUAAUUUGCCUGCUGGGAUACGCGGUGGUCUAGGUGAUUGUUGCUUUGGGACUGUCGCUAAACCUGCUUCACGUUGCAGUGAUGUUUUUUGCUCGAGGCGCUCUAUCAGUCGCUUGUCGGCAGAUGUCGUCCUUGUCAGGCGCUAAACUUCCACUGAAGGACAGAAUAAAGCAUAAACUCAGAUUUGCAUUUAAAGAACAGCCGCUACUAACGGAAGGAAGCAUAUUCAUCUAUGAGGCGACCGUAGAUAAAGUCAACAUAGAGUUAUGGUUCAAACAUUUCAAGCUACAGGACACAUUUCUGUCGUGGUUUUACGUCACGGAGCUGCAUGUAUGGAUGACGUUAAUAAGAGCUAUGGCGGACACAAAUAGCUAUCGCGGUAGUUACCUCCGAAAUGAAAUUGUGAAAAAUCUUUGGCGAGAUUCGGAUGUCCGAUUAAAGAAACUGGCGAGAAUUUCGGCAUCCAUCAAGAACCAGUGUGUAAACGACCUUAGUGAACACUUCUAUGCUGCACUCUGCAUCUACGAUGAGGGUCUGAACAGGGACGAUCAGGCAUUAGCGGGAUCGUUAUGGCGUGUCCUGCUUACAUGUGAUCCGGACCUGCAGGAUUUCAAACAGAUACGGACACUUGUUCACUAUGUUCGCCGUAACGUGGCCUAUCUUGACAGUCUUCCACAUGAACUUUUUAUUAAGGAAGGCAAUUUAGAAUGGAAGCCGCUUGAAGAGUCGAUAAGAGCUGCCACAAUGUCGUAGCGAUA
This is a messenger RNA of Varroa destructor (honeybee mite), 1829 nucleotides long. RefSeq names its product Ubiquinol-cytochrome c reductase complex assembly factor 1 (gene Uqcc1). Gene Ontology annotation, cellular component: mitochondrion. The record is from RefSeq and is a predicted model, not a curated record. Gene Ontology annotation, biological process: mitochondrial respiratory chain complex III assembly. NCBI's taxonomy places the organism in Eukaryota, Metazoa, Arthropoda, Arachnida, Mesostigmata, Varroidae.